Messenger RNA from Hippocampus comes (tiger tail seahorse), 2408 nucleotides. Its product is annotated as glycerol kinase-like. The transcript has 20 exons. Gene Ontology annotation, molecular function: glycerol kinase activity. Lineage: Eukaryota; Metazoa; Chordata; Actinopteri; Syngnathiformes; Syngnathidae. The coding region runs from base 120 to 1697 and encodes 525 amino acids. The record is from RefSeq and is a predicted model, not a curated record. Gene Ontology annotation, cellular component: mitochondrion. Gene Ontology annotation, biological process: glycerol-3-phosphate biosynthetic process; glycerol metabolic process; triglyceride metabolic process.
UCCUCACAGUCAACUCAUACAAAGUAGACUCUCUCUGCUUCAAAGACAAACACGAGACUUGUGAGCGCGAGUGUUGUUUUUUUUCUCUCUCAAAGGCCUUCAGGAGAGAAAAAACAGCUAUGGAUCCGCUCGUGGGUGCGAUUGACCAGGGCACGAGCUCAACGAGGUUUCUGGUGUUCAAUGCCAAGACAGCCGAAGUAAUCAUUCACCACCAAGUCGAAAUCAACCAAAGUUUUCCAAAGGAGGGGUGGGUGGAGGAGGAUCCCAGGGAAAUCAUACAGUCCGUCUACGAAUGUAUAGAGAAAACAUGCAAAAAACUUUGCCAUCUCAACAUUGAUAUUGGCAACAUUAAAGCGGUGGGUGUGACCAAUCAGAGGGAGACAACCCUGGUUUGGGACAAAGUCACUGGAGAACCUCUCUAUAAUGCCAUUGUUUGGCUCGACCUGCGCACCCAAUCUACAGUGGAGAGACUCAUCAACAAAGCACCUGGCAAAAACAAGAAUCACCUCAAGCACAAAACGGGCCUCCCGAUCAGCACCUACUUUAGCGCAGUGAAGCUGCGUUGGCUGCUGGACAACGUGGACAUGGUGCAACAGGCUGUGCUAACCGGACGCGCUAUGUUUGGCACAGUGGACUCCUGGAUCAUCUGGUGCCUGACAGGCGGUAGGAAGGGAGGAAUCCACUGCACAGAUGUUUCGAAUGCCAGUCGCACUAUGCUCUUCAACAUUCACACCAUGGACUGGGAUCAUGAGCUCUGCAGUUACUUUGAUAUUCCAAUGGAACUGCUUCCCAAAGUCAAAAGCUCCUCUGAAAUAUACGGCCGGAUGAAAACAACCAUCCUUGAAGGAGUUCCAAUCUCUGGGUGUCUUGGUGACCAGUCAGCAGCCCUGGUUGGUCAGAUGUGCUUCAAGGACGGCCAGACCAAAAACACGUAUGGGACGGGUUGCUUCAUGCUCAGAAAUACAGGGAACAAGCCUGUGAUGUCUGAGCAUGGCCUGCUGACCACAGUUGCCUACAAAAUGGGACCAGAUCAGCCUCCUUGCUAUGCACUAGAGGGCUCAGUGGCCAUUGCUGGGGCAGUAGUUCGAUGGCUCAAGGACAAUAUGGGCAUAGUGCAGUCCUCCGCGGAGAUCGAGAAGUUAGCGGCCUCAGCAGGGACAUCUUAUGGCUGUUAUUUUGUACCUGCUUUCUCUGGGCUCUAUGCCCCUUACUGGGAGCCCAGUGCACGAGGCAUCAUCUGUGGCCUCACACAGUUCACCAACAAGAGCCAUUUGGCUUUUGCUGCGCUCGAGGCCGUUUGCUUCCAAACCAGAGAGAUUGUGGAUGCAAUGAACAAGGACAGUGGCGUCCCUCUGGUGCAGCUGCAGGUGGACGGAGGCAUGACGGCUAACAGGUUGCUGAUGCAGCUGCAAGCUGACAUCCUUGGCGUGUCUGUCGUGAAACCCUCCAUGUCAGAGACGACAGCUCUCGGCGCUGCCAUGGCAGCAGGGGCCGCAGAAGGGGUGAAGGUGUGGAGCCUGAGCCCCAGUGACCUUCCUCGUAUCACUUCUGAAAAAUACGAGCCUCAGAUCAACUCCGAUGAGAGUGAGUUCCGCUUCGCUCGCUGGAAGAAGGCUGUGCAACGAUCCAUGAAUUGGGAGACUACAGAGUCAGGCUGCGGUGACAAUGGCUUGGUGAAGGUGAACAGCAUCCCCUGAGGGCUCUCUCCUCCACUGCCCCCAACCAGACUGGACCCCUAAGGGAGCCAACAGUAACCGAAAUGUGGCACAAAUUCUACAUGGAUGCGGCCACCUCGGAGCUGCCACAUUACUCUUAUCGCACAGAUCCAAGUUGGAAUGAAGAGUGGAAGCUGUGAAGCAAUGAGAACAUGUUUCUCUUUUAUUUGGAAAAAAGGAACACUUCAACCAAUACAUGAAUUUUCUAGGCAUGGUUUUGGGGGUGGGGGUGAGAAUGGGUUUGGCUUGUGGGAGUCACUUUUGGGGCAUUUGUUGUCAUGAGUUUAUGAAUUGCAAGGGGCUGGGGUAGCAACUGAGCAGUUGAGGCGAACCUGUAUUCAUCUAUACUUUAAUCAGGAAUGAUUGUUGAGUAGAAGGAAUGGAAAAUGAAUACAAUGCCAUUUCUAUCCGGUGUUAAAAUGUAUUGUGAGAUUUAUCUCAAGUCUUUACGACACACGAAGACUCAGAUGUCACAAUUUAUGAACUCAAUCAUGUUGAUAAGUGUUAUUUAAAAAAAGAUAGCGAUGACUGAUGCAUAUGAAACACUACAGUUCAUUGAGUACUAUAUAUAACUUUCAGUUUCCCUGUGCAAUUAGAUUGACAAGUAUAGCUAUUAAUCCUCUGAUGGAAUUUACAGAUUCCUGUCAUGAAGACUUUUGUCACCAACUGCGUCUUAUGGAUGUAAUGAUCUCA